AUGGCAGAAAAGGCGAAAGUGGCACAGAGGUGUCUGGACCCCGCUGACAGAUCUGACUGUAUUGUGUUCCUCAGGAGCGAGUGCCCAGGCAUGCAAGUCUCUGCACUCACUGAAGACCUCAUGCAGCCCACUGAGCGCAUUCGCAGCCAGAUGCAGCCCAACCAUCUGGGUAUGCCUGCCGAUUCAUCCGCCAAGACUGAACCUCUCAUUCAAGUCAACGAUUCUCUGCUUUGGGCUCGGGAGACGGGUUUUCCAAUCGGGUCUCAUCCUGUCAGCAGGCAGUGCAUCCUUCCUCUGUAG
Molecule: messenger RNA, 300 nt
Organism: Diaporthe amygdali
Lineage: Eukaryota; Fungi; Ascomycota; Sordariomycetes; Diaporthales; Diaporthaceae
Exons: 1
Coding region: 1-300 (99 amino acids)
Source: RefSeq, a predicted model, not a curated record